Molecule: messenger RNA, 2380 nt
Organism: Corythoichthys intestinalis (scribbled pipefish)
Lineage: Eukaryota; Metazoa; Chordata; Actinopteri; Syngnathiformes; Syngnathidae
Gene: atp6v1b2a
Product: ATPase, H+ transporting, lysosomal, V1 subunit B, member a
Exons: 14
Coding region: 118-1626 (502 amino acids)
Biological process (GO): vacuolar acidification; proton transmembrane transport; ATP metabolic process
Cellular component (GO): proton-transporting V-type ATPase, V1 domain
Molecular function (GO): proton-transporting ATPase activity, rotational mechanism; ATP binding
Source: RefSeq, a predicted model, not a curated record
UUCGUCACGCAGUCAUAUCAUAUGACCACUUUGACCAGCAGCCUUUCGCUGUCAUCUGUGUGUUGCAGCACUAGUUAGCAAAACUUACCCGAAUACCGUAGUGUCCUUUACUCAGCAAUGGCAACGUUGGUGGCAAACAGGGCGAUGGACAACGGCUUGGCAGGAGCAGCGAGGACGCACACUCAAGCUGUGACCAGAAAUUACAUCUCCCAACCAAGGCUAACUUAUUCUACAGUGUCAGGAGUAAAUGGACCCCUGGUGAUUCUUGAUAAUGUCAAGUUCCCCAGAUAUGCUGAAAUUGUUCAUUUGACUUUGCCUGAUGGGACAAAAAGGAGUGGUCAAGUCCUGGAGGUGAUUGGGAGCAAGGCAGUCGUUCAGGUGUUUGAGGGAACAUCAGGCAUUGAUGCCAAGAAGACCGCUUGCGAGUUUACUGGCGAUAUCCUGCGAACACCAGUUUCAGAGGAUAUGCUUGGGCGGGUCUUCAAUGGCUCAGGCAAACCUAUCGACCGUGGACCCAGUGUUCUGGCUGAGGACUAUUUGGACAUCAUGGGUCAGCCCAUCAAUCCCCAAUGCCGCAUCUACCCCGAGGAAAUGAUCCAGACUGGCAUCUCCGCUAUUGAUGGCAUGAACAGUAUUGCCAGAGGACAGAAGAUCCCCAUUUUCUCUGCUGCUGGGUUGCCGCAUAACGAAAUUGCAGCCCAGAUCUGUCGGCAAGCCGGUUUGGUGCAGAAGUCCAAGGAUGUGAUGGACUACAGCUCGGAAAACUUUGCCAUUGUGUUUGCUGCUAUGGGGGUCAACAUGGAAACUGCUCGUUUCUUCAAGUCUGAUUUUGAAGAAAAUGGCUCGAUGGAUAAUGUGUGCCUUUUCUUAAACCUGGCCAAUGAUCCUACGAUUGAACGUAUUAUUACACCUCGCCUGGCAUUGACUACAGCAGAAUAUCUGGCAUACCAGUGUGAGAAGCACGUCUUGGUCAUUCUCACCGAUAUGAGUUCCUAUGCUGAAGCUCUGAGAGAGGUUUCUGCUGCCAGAGAGGAGGUGCCUGGACGUCGCGGCUUCCCUGGUUACAUGUACACUGACUUGGCCACCAUCUAUGAACGUGCUGGCCGAGUAGAGGGAAGGAAUGGUUCUAUCACCCAGAUUCCCAUUCUCACAAUGCCUAAUGAUGACAUCACCCAUCCGAUUCCCGAUCUGACGGGAUACAUUACUGAGGGUCAGGUGUACGUGGACAGGCAGCUCCACAACCGUCAAAUUUACCCACCCAUCAAUGUGUUGCCAUCUCUUUCCCGUCUGAUGAAGUCAGCUAUUGGAGAGGGUAUGACCAGGAAGGACCACGCUGAUGUCUCAAACCAGCUGUAUGCCUGCUAUGCUAUUGGCAAGGACGUUCAGGCCAUGAAAGCUGUUGUGGGAGAAGAAGCCCUCACAUCUGAUGAUCUCCUCUACCUUGAGUUCCUACAGAAAUUUGAAAAGAACUUCAUUGCCCAGGGUCCAUAUGACAAUAGGACGGUGUACGAAACCCUGGACAUUGGCUGGCAACUUCUUCGAAUCUUUCCCAAGGAGAUGCUCAAGAGGAUUCCUCAGAGCACUUUGGCAGAGUUUUAUCCCAGGGAGUCGGCUGCUCGCCACUGAAUUCCAGAUUUCUUUAUCAUAUAGUCUUACAAACAUCCUCCUCCCGUUAUCAUGCCAGCAGUGUCAGCUCUCUACUUCGUGGCAUGGAGAUGAAUGUUGUUGAGCAUCCCUGACCCCCAAAACUUACUUUCUUUCCCUAAGGUCACCUCUCAUGAUAUAUAUUUAUCUAAAAUACUCUACUCUCGCACAAUGAGAGCACAGUAGUAAUUUUAUGUUUAGGUGUACUGUAUGUAUCGCUGUUCAAAGUAUGUGGUGUACGAAGUAUCUGUGGUUGUAUUGCUUUUCAUGGAAAAAAAAUGUGAUCAUAUCUGUCAACUUUUACUCAAACACUUAUGAUGUGUGCUACUGCUGGAUCCUUAAUUAUAUCCCAAAACUAAGUACUGUCCACUAUUAGAGCAAAUUAUUUCACAGUGGAGAAUUUUUCAUAUAUGAUGAUGGCGAAACGGUAUCCUCGUAGUCAGUGCUUAUUCUCCAAUCAAAUGAACUCUCAGAACCCAGGCUGAAAGAUAUAAGCCAGGUCAUGCUGUAAUAUUUCAUGGAUGUUUACAUUAUUAGUGCGUUGUUGUUUGAUUUGUGUUAUAAAAGUAGUAUAUUGAACAUUCCCAUUAGUCGGAAAAAACUAAUUACAGUAUUUGUUGUGCAAUCAUUGUUUUUUUGUGAACAGAAAUAAAUUAUGAGAACGUUUUUUUUUUUUUUUACGAUGCUUUUUUGAUCUGUGGAACCCUUGUCAUUAAACUCCUUAAUAGUGUGUCCA